ACCGCGUCGCCGUUGACGCCGCCAUCUUGAAUCAAACCAUCGAGUUCCGAUUCUAUCGUUUUCGCGGUAAUUCUCGCGCGAUCGCGUCGCGCCUCGUCCACGCUGCUCAACAACCCUACGUCCGGGUGUCUUUCGUUACUUUGACGGUUGAUUCAACUCGCGCGAUUGCACUGGUGCCGGUUUACGCGACACCGCGCAUUUUCACCUCUCCGCGGGAUACUUUCCCGGGGGUGUACUUUGAUAUUUUUCGUUAAAUAAGUUGUAUUUACACGAUUUCAAGAACGUGUACGACCCGAAGCUCGUCAGAGGCGGAGCCGGAAUUGCGCCGGAGGCGAGCGAACGACAGUUUUUCGGCUCCAUCGUAUUUUUACUUUGGCCUAUUUCUACGUUGGAUUGCAUGAGAACUUUUCGGCUCGUAAUCGGAACGUGUUUGUGAAGACAAACAAAAUGAGCAAAGUCAAGGAAACUGCACCAACCGACAAUGAGGGAGAAGAGGAGUUCAGCGUCGAGAAGGUGUUGGACAGAAGAGUUGUAAAAGGAAAAGUGGAAUAUUUUUUGAAAUGGAAAGGCUAUUCGAAUGAUGAAAAUACAUGGGAGCCAGAGGAGAAUUUAGAUUGUCCAGAUUUGAUCGCUCAAUUCGAAGAGCAACGGAAGAAGCAGUCAGCUGCCUCUAAACGGCAUGAAGAGAAAGAACAGAAAAAACGAAAAAGUGCAAACACACCGACGCCCACACAAGCUAAGAAAAAGGUAGCAGUGGAAGAAAAGAAGCUGGAAGGUAAAGGAUUUGACAGAAAUCUGGAUCCGGAACGUAUUAUCGGCGCGACGGACUCAAGUGGUGAGCUGAUGUUCCUUAUGAAGUGGAAAGGAACAGAUGAUGCGGAUCUGGUACCCGCACGCAUCGCCAAUGAGAAGUGCCCACAGAUCGUGAUCAAAUUUUAUGAGGAACGACUCACGUGGCACAGUCCCGCCCACGACGACGAAAACUCUACAAAACCUGACCCGGAGUAGCAUCCAGCAUUCUCUCACGAUUUAUUUUUAUCAUUGCUGAGUAUUCCAUUGUAACGUUUAUCUUAGGUUACUUUACGAGUUUUCUAACUUUUGUAGGUGAAAAAUAAAAAUAUGAACGUUUUUCAAACCACACUAAUGUAGAAAACAAUAUAAUGUAGGAUUUUGAAGAAAGUUUAAAAGUUAAAAAAAAGAGUCACAUUGCUAUCCAUGCAUCGUCACUACUAAUAAUAUAUAUCUAUUUUCAAAAUGUAAAAAAUGUGGAUUUAUAAAUAGUGAUUGUAUAAUUUAUCAAUGUGCACUUUAAAGUGUUGUUUUUAACAAGCAUCCCCUUUCUGAGUAUAUAAAAUAUAUUUUUAUGCUUUUAGAUGA
Molecule: messenger RNA, 1377 nt
Organism: Monomorium pharaonis (pharaoh ant)
Lineage: Eukaryota; Metazoa; Arthropoda; Insecta; Hymenoptera; Formicidae
Product: chromobox protein homolog 1
Exons: 4
Coding region: 448-1008 (186 amino acids)
Biological process (GO): negative regulation of transcription by RNA polymerase II; chromatin organization
Cellular component (GO): nucleus; pericentric heterochromatin
Molecular function (GO): chromatin binding
Source: RefSeq, a predicted model, not a curated record